AUGGGGGGCCGUGCUGUUUCGCCCGGAGGGGCUCUGCUGAGGACGUCCCGUCUGUUCUCAGUACCGAAACCGCUUCCCGAGCCGCCGUCGACGAACCUGCACAUUGGCGAUCACAAGUCGUCCACGAUGACGAGACAGUACCCGCAGCACCAGUCAAUCACGUCGCCGCUGUCGUCGCGCGAAAAGGGCGAUUGGGGUUACAAGCGACCGUUCCCCCUCAAGUCGACAAUGGCCACUUCGACGCCCCUGAUCCGCAUCAAGCAGGUCGACUCGGUCGAAAACGUGACCGACUUUGCCUCCGCCGCCGACCAUUCCCUGUCCCUCGAGAAGUUCCAAGAGCUCCGCGUCGCGCUCUCCGUCCCCAAGAGUAGCGAUCGGAAAAGCUCAUCACGAUCCGAUCUGUGGUUCAAGUCGGUGUUUGAGGAGGACAUGGACUUUACCGAUUUCCAGCGAAGCCGGGCGGACGACCGGAGAUGGAAGUUUCAGGGCCCCUGGCUGGCCCGCAUGACGGAAGGCGACUUCAUCGAGUACCUGGACAAGAAGGUCCGACCGAAGCGCGCCCAGUUCCGGUCGCUGCUCAAGGACAAGCUGGCAGAGGACAUCACGACGCGACAGAACAACCUGGCGCUGGAGCAAGGAAAGGCCGCGCCGACCAAGGUGGAAGCCAAGGACAUCACAGAAGAGCAGUUCACAGACUACCUGCGGACGCUGCGCAACGACCGCGUCACAUUGUACGCGCUCGUUUCCAAGUUCCUGGACCUGGCACCACUGGGACAACCCGUGGGCUUCAUCCAGUCCUUCUGGUCCAAGCAGGACAACGCCGCCCCCGAGAGCCCCUAUGGCAAGUCGGGCCCGCCACCAAGCCACCCCUCGGCAGGUAUCAGCUACUUGCGGACAAAUUCCUUCAUGGAGAACCACCCCGUCUACGGCCCGCAGGCCAAGCGCACGCCGGCGCUGGCUCGUGUGGUGUACCCCAGAGUUGGCCCGGCCCCGGCCAAGCUCGGUGUUGGCGGUUUCGUCGCCGAUGCGCCGCCUGGCGACAACGAGUUCAACAUCCGACACGGCAGAGGACGCACCGCGGCCAACAAGACGAUGCUCAAUGGCAUCAUGCACCUCGAUACUACGACGUUCGGCGGCGCCAAGGCAUAUGUUGAGCCGCAGACUGCCAGCGUUGACCCGAGCGGAAAGGUUGUGCUGCAGCUCCGCGAGACCCAUCCCGAGGCGCAAGUCAUUGCCAAGGAGAACAAGGGCGUGUCCAGCAUCUACCACGACAGCUCCACGAAGCGAGUCGUUCCCAGACAACAAGCGCAAAGACCCGGCAACAAGGCUGGCGAGAAGCGAAUGGAACGAGUGGCGGAUGAGAUCUUGGAAGGCUCGAAGCCGGCGGAGCAGUAG
Messenger RNA from Purpureocillium lilacinum, 1395 nucleotides. Its product is annotated as mitochondrial 37S ribosomal protein bS1m. Gene Ontology annotation, molecular function: structural constituent of ribosome. Gene Ontology annotation, biological process: mitochondrial translational initiation. Gene Ontology annotation, cellular component: mitochondrial small ribosomal subunit. The record is from RefSeq and is a predicted model, not a curated record. NCBI's taxonomy places the organism in Eukaryota, Fungi, Ascomycota, Sordariomycetes, Hypocreales, Ophiocordycipitaceae.